Nycticebus coucang (slow loris) is the source of this 1248-nucleotide messenger RNA. Its product is annotated as membrane-spanning 4-domains subfamily A member 8-like. The coding region runs from base 174 to 971 and encodes 265 amino acids. The record is from RefSeq and is a predicted model, not a curated record. The transcript has 8 exons. Gene Ontology annotation, cellular component: plasma membrane. NCBI's taxonomy places the organism in Eukaryota, Metazoa, Chordata, Mammalia, Primates, Lorisidae. Gene Ontology annotation, biological process: cell surface receptor signaling pathway.
CUAGGCCCAGUACGUUCAUUCUCUCAGGGACAACAAGUUCCUGCAGCUAAGAGUUCAGAACAGGAGCAAGAGAUACCUGGCUGCUGGCAGAGCAAGGUGUCAACUGAGGGUGUUUUCUCAUCGCCUCCCUAAGCCACUCAAGAAAAGCUGAGGGACAUUCAUUUUGCUCCAGCAUGAAUCCAAUGACUUCAGCAGACCCCACAGCCAACUCCAUGUUUGUGGCGGCACCCCAAGGCAGCUAUCCUGUGGCAGCACCCUCCAGCAGUUAUCCUGUCAUCCCACAAGUCGUAUCUCCAGUGCCCCUAUAUCCAAACAACCAGCCCCAAGUCCAUCUAAUUCCUGGAAACCCUCCUGGUUUGGAGUCGAAUGUCAAUGUGCAACCUGCCCAGAAAGGCUUGAAAGAAGGCAAAAGCUUAGGGGCCAUCCAGAUCCUGAUCGGCCUGAUUCACCUUGGCCUCAGCUCCGUCUUGGCAACGACUCUCUACGGGGAAUAUUUAGCAGUCUCAUUCUACGGAGGCUUUCUCUUCUGGGGAGGCAUCUGGUUUAUCGUUUCAGGUUCUUUGUCAGUGGCAACAGAAAGACAGCCAAAUUCUUCUUGCCUGCUGAAUGCCAGCGUGGGCCUGAACAUCGUCAGUGCAAUCUGUGCUGCAGUCGGAGUCAUACUCUUCAUCGUAGAUCUGAGUAUCAACAGCUCAUAUCCUCACCCCAACUAUUAUCCUUAUAACACGUGGGGAUUGGCCCCUGGGUUGAUGACUUCAGGCGUGCUGCUGGUCUUCUGCCUGCUGGAGUUGGGGAUUUCGUCGGCCGCUGCCCACUUUGGCUGCCAGAUGGUCUGCUGUCCACGUAACACUGUGAGCACAGUCUACCCAAAUGUCUACACAACAAGCACAGCGUUCAUCCCAGAACCACCGAACAUGCCAUCACCGCCACGUUAUUCCAGUGAGAUCCAAGCUCCACAUAAGCAGAGCUAAAGAUUCUAGAACCAUCCUUUCCUGAGAGCAAAAGAAGGCCUCCUAUUUCUGGGCUUCCAUAAUCCAGUUUUCUCCCCAUCCUGACAACUGGGGAAAAUGUCUCCCCUCAGCUUCAUUCUUCAAUUGGGCCUGGGAAACUGUGCUGUUCUUCUAUUGAAAAGAAUGUGGGGAUUUAAAGUGGAUUUUACUGAAGAGGCCCUGCCUAGGGCAUGUGCGUGUGUGUUCGCAAGUGCACACUCUUUCAAUCAGUCCUUCAUUUAAUAAAUUGGUGUGUGCA